AUGAAUUUCCGUCUGUUACGUUCUUCGCUUCUAUUGCAAGUAUCAUGUCGUCAUUUGAAAAUUUAUUCUCCAUCAAAUAAAACUCAAAUUGAAUAUCUUCUUCAAUCAUGGUCAUCAAAAAUUCCUGUUGAACGUGCUUUAACACUUCCAUCUAGUUUUUAUACAUCACGAGAUAUAUUUGAACUUGAACGAUAUGCUAUUUUUGGUCAAAAUUGGUUAUUAGCUGGACGAAAAUCUCAAUUAAAAAAACCAGGUGAUUUUCUAACAGAUCGUUUUCUUUCAGAACCAUAUAUAAUAAAUAUUGAUAAAACAUCAACAUUAUAUGCACAUUAUAAUGUUUGUUGUCAUCAUGGUAUGAUAUUAUUAAAUAACAAUCAAGGUCAUAUUGAAACAAAUGAAAUUACUUGUCCAUAUCAUGGUUGGCUUUAUGAUUUUAAUGGACGAUUAAAAAGAGCAUUUCGUUUAAAAACUAUUGAACAAUUUAAAGCAUCAACUAUUCGUUUAAAACCUAUAUCAAUUCAAACAAUUGGUCCAUUUAUUUAUUUAAAUUUAAAUUUUUUAAAUAAUGAUAAUAUUAAAAAUGAUCUAUCACAUAUUGAAUAUAUUGAUAAAAAAUAUUUAAAAUCAACAAAUUAUGAACAAUUAGAAUAUGUAUCAAGAAAAAGUUAUCAUAUAAAAUGUAAUUGGAAAAUAUUUAUUGAUAAUUUUCUUGAUGGUGGUUAUCAUGUACCUUAUGCUCAUAAACAAUUAUGUUCAAUUUUAAAUAUGAAUGAAUAUAAAACAGUUGUUGAUCAUCCGAAAAUAUCGGUACAAUAUUGUAGUGGUACAAAACGAACAGAAGGUGAUGUUCUUUUCAUAUAUAUUUAUCCUAAUUUAAUGAUUAACCGAUAUGGACCAUAUAUGGAUACAAAUUUAGUUGUACCUAUUGAUGAACGUAAUUGUAUUGUUCAUAUGGAUUAUUAUUAUUGUCCUCAAUUAACAAAUAAAACUCAUGAAAACGAUUCACAAAACGAUUCGUAUGUUGUACAACAAGAAGAUAUUUAUUUAUGUGAAAAUGUUCAACUUGGUCUUGAAUCUCAAGCAUAUGAUUCAGGUCGCUAUGCUCCAACUGUUGAACAUGCUAUGCAUGAUUUUCAUAAAACAUUAUUUGAUCAAUUAGAAAAUUAUUAUAAUAAUCAUGUUAAAUAA
Molecule: messenger RNA, 1188 nt
Organism: Rotaria sordida
Lineage: Eukaryota; Metazoa; Rotifera; Eurotatoria; Philodinida; Philodinidae
Source: the annotation of a GenBank genome assembly